GAGGGGAAAAAAAGGGAGGAGGAGGAGGGCGGGGGGCGAGCGAGCUAUGCUACCCGAGGCUGCCGCAGCCGCGGCCCCGCUACGAUUGGAGCGCCCCAAGAUGAGGACGGAGAGCAGCCCGCGGACCCUCGUGGAGCAAAGUGGCCUGCAGCUAUGCCAGUUGCUAACACGAUGACGGGGAGCAGUGUCCCCAAUGUGGAGAACAAGCCUGAAGACAUUAUUUGCAAAACAAUUGAGAGGAUCAGGUUUGCAAGUCUAAAUAAUCCAGCUGCAGAAACAACAUUUUGGGGUGGGCUUUCAAAGCAUAAUUGGUCGAAGAGUGUUGCCUUCCCAGACAAGCUACUGCCGAAAGCAGAACUAGAUUCCGUGGCAGAGAGCUCACUGAAAACCAUAGAGAAAUUGAUGCUGGAUCCAAGACUGGACUGUUUUCAGCAGAAUAUGCUAAGCCCCAAGAUGAUCAUCGGAGAUCCCUCAGUAGAUCUCAACGUGCGGGAAAGCAGCAGGAUUCUAAGGAAGCAAAUGGGUGGCUUUCAGAAUCUUCGGUCCGUUGGGAAAGUCAGCUUGAAAAACAAGCCUUUAAGUAUCAAGGACAAGAUUUCAGAAUGGGAAGGAAAAAAGGAAAUUCCAGCUCCGGUGUCCCUGUGGAAGGAGGAGGACCAAAGUAUUAAAGAGGAACCCAGUCCGGUUUUGGGUGUAAUGGAGAAGAUGGCUAGGAAUAGUGUUGCAAUGAGAGAUGUGGAUAAUAAGAGGCUCCCAAAUUACAAGGGGCCAAGCAAGGAGGAUGAGAGGCAAGUUGGAACUUUUAAAAACGCUGGGCAGCAUGUUGUAAAGAAAGCUGAUGUGAAAUCAAGGGAGGAAGAAUGUAAUUUCAAUGUGGGUAAAUGUACUGAGUUGAAGGACAGUAAGAAGGAAAUCCAGAAGGAGAACCUGUCUGUCUUGAGUCAAGUCAAGAAGCUGGAGCAGGCCUUGAAGUGUGGGUCAGCUGAAGCCCAACCCCAGCUACCAGGUACUUACUAUUCUCCACAUUGUCUGCAAGAGAAGACAGGUGAGGAUCAGGAGCCCUCUGAAGGCCAGGAAAGUACCAACCGCCUAGAAGUAAGUAAGUGGCUCCUUGGCUUGGAUACUGAAGCCAGAGAGCCAAUCUUUGGGACUUUGGAAGAGGUGAAAGCAUCGUGUGUGAAAUGCAGAUCUCGCAAUGAAGAAAAUGUGUACAUGGAGCCUGGCUUGCCAGAGAAGAAACCUUUUAUCAAUCCGCUUCCUAAGCCUCGACGGACUUUCAAACAUGAAGGUGAAGAGGGGUGGAUUCUGCCUGCUCGGAAUAAGAGACUCCUACCCCCUCUCCCUUCUAUUCCACCCCCUCCUCUGCCUUCCUCACCUCCCCCCUCAGCCAUUAGUAGAAGGCUGAGGAACGGAAAGCUUAAGGCUAACGCAGAUCACAGGAAGUCCUAUGAAUUUGAAGAUUUGUUGCAGUCCUCUUCUGAGAAUGGCCGAGUGGAUUGGUAUGCUCAAAGCAAGAUGGCCCUAACCCGCACUUUAUCAGAGGAAAAUGUCUAUGAAGAUAUUCUAGAUUUACCAGCAAAAGAAAACCCCUAUGAAGAUAUUGAGACAAAUAGUCAUUGCCUAGGGAAGAAAUGUGGCCUGAACUUUCCAGCAUCUCCUUCUUCUAUUCCUGGCACACCCACAAAGGUCCUCUCUAAGCCCAUCUUCUUUAGGCAGAACUCAGAACGCAGAAGUUUCAAAUUGUUAGACAUACGGAAACCCAAUCGGGAUGGGACUUAUUCUCCUUCCAAAAUCAGCCCUCCUUCCACUCCUAGCAGUCCUGACGAUACUUUCUUCUCCUUGGGUGAUUCUCAAAAUGGCAAGAAAAGAAGGAAAAUUUCCAAGCUGGUGUUAAAAAUCAAUGCUAUUUAUGAGGCUCGAAGAGGGAAGAAGCGAGUCAAAAGACUGUCACAAUCUACGGAGUCUAGCUCAGGGAGAGUUACAGAUGAAAAUAGUGAAUCAGACAGUGACACAGAAGAAAAACAAAGAGCUCACAGUCAACGCCUUGUUCAUGUAAAGUCUCGCCUGAAGCAAGCCCCCAAGUAUCACACCUUGGAGAGAGAUCUGAUCGAGUAUCAAGAGAGGCAGCUCUUUGAAUAUUUUGUUGUAGUGUCAUUACACAAGAAACAAGCUUGCGCGCCAUACGUCCCUGAAGUUACCCAGCAGUUUCCAUUAAAGCUUGAACGCUCCUUCAAAUUCAUGAGGGAGGCCGAGGACCAGCUGAAGGCCAUUCCGCAGUUUUGCUUCCCUGAUGCAAAAGACUGGACUCCUGUUUCUCAGUUUAGCAGUGAGACAUUUUCAUUUGUCUUGACUAGUGAAGAUGGCAGCCGAAGGUUUGGGUACUGCAGAAGAAUACUGCCCAGUGGGAAAGGGAAACGUCUUCCAGAAGUUUACUGCAUUGUGAGCCGCUUGGGGUGUUUCAACCUCUUCUCAAAGAUCUUGGAUGAGGUUGAGAAAAGACGUGGCAUUUCUCCUGCCUUGGUCCAGCCACUCAUGAGGAGUGUCAUGGAAGCCCCUUUUCCAGCCCUGGGUCGGACUAUCUCCAUCAAGAACUUCCUGCCUGGUUCUGGAACAGAAGUUAUAGAGCUGUGUCGACCACUUGAUUCAAGACUUGAACAUGUUGAUUUUGAGUCCUUGUUCUCCUCGCUUAGCAUUCGGCACUUAAGCAGAGUCUUUGCUUCCUUGCUGUUGGAGAGACGGGUGAUAUUUAUAGCAGACAAGCUCAGUACCUUGUCCAAAUGCUGCCAUGCCACAGUGGCCCUUCUUUACCCCUUUGCCUGGCAGCACACCUACAUCCCGGUACUUCCCCCUUCAAUGAUUGACAUUGUCUGCUCGCCAACCCCCUUUCUGAUUGGCCUGCUCUCCAGUUCCUUGCCCCGCCUCAAGGAGCUGCCAGUGGAAGAGGUCCUUGUGGUUGACCUUGUUAAUAACCGGUUCCUUAGACAGAUGGAAGAUGAAGACUCCAUUUUGCCCCGAAAGUUGCAAGGAGCUCUUGAACAUAUACUGGAGCAGAGAAAUGAACUGGCAAAUGACAAGGAGGAAGUCACACUCAACGGCAAACAGGAGGCCAGCCCUUUGAAUGAAGUGGUGUCAGAAGCUUUCGUCCGCUUCUUUGUGGAGAUUGUAGGACACUACUCUCUUUUCAUGAUUCCUGCUGAGAAGGAAGAAAAAGCUCUCCAGCGGGAAGCUUUCCGGAAGUCCGUUUCUUCAAAGAGCCUUCGAAGGUUCCUGGAAGUUUUUAUGGAGACUCAAAUGUUUGGAGGCUUCAUUCAAGAACGAGAAUUACGAAAACAGGGAGCCAAAGGUUUGUUUGAGGUACGUGCCCAGGAAUAUCUGGAGACCCUUCCCAGUGAAGAACAGAGUGGAGUUAAUAAAUUCUUGAAAGGAUUAGGUAGCAGAAUGAAAUUUCUUCAUAAGAAAUAAGUAUUUGGAGCACCACCAGGAGUGGCGAGAAGGAUAUCUUUUCUAAGCAUUUCAGCAGACACAACAUGGAUUCCGUUUGUUUUUCCCAUUUUAAAACCCAAGUCCAGCUUAGCCUGCUCCAGUGGUGGAGAAAUCUCCAGAGAAGCAGCGUUUAAAAGCUGCUCCUGGAUGGACAGACGACCUUGUGGCCUACUGUACAGCAUGGUGCAGAAGGGGCCUCCAGGUUUGGCUUGAUGAAGAUCAUGCACUGGACAAAGCAUUCCCGAACCUCUCUGUUCACUGACCCUUUGCAGACUUUGUGGUGUUUUUGAGACCUUAUCUAUUACUUUUUUUUUUGAAAAUAUUUCUUAUUUAUACUGAGGUUAGGAAGACUAUUAGGCAGAGACAUUUGUUCCAUUUACUCUCCCAAGGGAUGACAGCAAGGAUAGGCGCUGCCUUAACUUGGAUAGUAUGAUUGUAAAAUGACAUGAUGAUGUGAUACAGAAAUAACUAGAAGAGAAAGAAAGGGUCACGUACAUAUGGGAAAAGAAGAACCCGUAUACACCAGUAGCUAUGGUGGUGGUAGGGGACUACUAAAUCCAUUCAGAAUUUUAUCCAACUGACCACUAUGUGAUGACUUACUGCCCCUUCCUGGAGUUUGGGAUAUAUGUCCACACCCUUCUUCGGAGUAAGUCUGAUCUGUUGCCAUUGGAAGUAUGUGUUUAUUAAAACAAAACCAAAAAAAGCAUGUGCUUAGUUUCAA
Messenger RNA from Pantherophis guttatus, 4204 nucleotides. NCBI's taxonomy places the organism in Eukaryota, Metazoa, Chordata, Lepidosauria, Squamata, Colubridae. The record is from RefSeq and is a predicted model, not a curated record.